Molecule: messenger RNA, 1008 nt
Organism: Humulus lupulus (European hop)
Lineage: Eukaryota; Viridiplantae; Streptophyta; Magnoliopsida; Rosales; Cannabaceae
Exons: 2
Coding region: 322-945 (207 amino acids)
Source: RefSeq, a predicted model, not a curated record
AAGGGAGUUUAUCACAUUUCUUUUAAAAGAAAGUUUAUUACAAAUAAGAUAAAAAUGAUAUGCUUGGAAAUUAGUUCCUGGGAAAUUUUACACUGCAUCAUAACAUAUUUAAAUUUUUUAACAUGCUAUCAUAAAAAUUCUCUCUAUAAUGUGCCCCCUCCCUUAUUUUCAACAAAAAUACCAUCUUCACUCAAAUUUAAGACUUCAUACAUUUUUCUCUCAAUCUCUUUCUCUCAUCCAUCAUUUACAGCCAUUUUUUCACAGCUGCUCGGAUCUGAAACAGAUUAAAAGUUUCUUGGCGUUUUUUAAGAGAAAAAAAUCAUGGGUUCCAGAGUUAAUAUAAUUGUUCCUUACAACGGUGUUUGGGAACAGAAAGCAGAAAAAUGGAAUUUCAAAGCUAGUUUGAACACUAUAAUACAUGUACCAAUUGAUGUUAGUUACAUAAAAUUAUUGGAGAAGUUGUAUUCAAAGUUGAAAGUGGAUAGGUCAUUGUUUGACUUAAAGUUGGAAGUGUCGUUUACAUGCAAUGAUUUUAGCGUAGAUCUCAUUGAAAUCACAGAUGAUGAAGGAGUUAGUGUUCUUAUUCUUGAAAAUUCGAAGUCCUUAAAACAUCGGGUUCCUUUAUGCGUUAAUUAUAUUGCAAAGAACAUUGCUCUUAUUGAUCAAUCUCCUAGAUCGAGUGUUAAUAUGGAAAAUCAUAAUCAAUCCUGCAUGGCUGUUCCACAAACAACUUCUGCGCCAAGUGUAUGCAUGGGCGGUCCUAGUCAUAAUGAAACUUUUUUUCCCCAACAAAUCUCCCGCAUGAUGAUGGGUAUGAGUGUGAGUCUUAUGUCAAUGACGAUCCAGUUGCCCAUUUUGGUGAUGAUGAUAAAAGAGUUGAGGAGUGCAGUAGUUUUGAUGAUAACUCAGAGGAUCGGUUGUUUAUGCUACAUGUGGUUCAAGUAGAUAAUUUAAAUGUACGACCAUUGCCAAGACGUCAAGAAAGCCAAGGACGGAGGACUGCUGGCU